Neodiprion fabricii is the source of this 757-nucleotide messenger RNA. RefSeq names its product UPF0488 protein CG14286. The transcript is spliced from 2 exons. The coding region runs from base 103 to 645 and encodes 180 amino acids. The record is from RefSeq and is a predicted model, not a curated record. NCBI's taxonomy places the organism in Eukaryota, Metazoa, Arthropoda, Insecta, Hymenoptera, Diprionidae.
GCUUCGUAUUCAAACCGUCAAUGCGUCCGUUUCAGUAAAGGCAACGUGAAGUGCAGCAAGUACGAGUCACAUACAAUAUUUCGAACGAACGCUAAAGAAAAUAUGCCACCGAAAUAUAAACCGGGUGGAAGGACCUUUCCUCCGAAAAUUAAACCGACCUCGUUACCACCUCAAACGCUGAACAGCAUCCCGGGCGCCGAAUCCGCAUCGACAUCUACUUCCAAUAGCUUGGAUCGCGAAGCUGAAGAUAAAUUUGAGGUGGAACUAUGCUGGUGCAUUCAACAGCUCCAGACAGCUCUGGAAUCCGGAAAGCUUACCGAAAAACAGACACUGGAUACUAGCAAGACAUUGAACGUGUUAAAGAGUAAUACAGCACCUUUGAUCAAGAAAAGACAAUUCAUGCGGACUACGUUCGGCGAUUAUAGAACCAAAAUGGCUAACGAACAGAAAAAACUCGGAAAAACUUCCACUCAAGUUAAGUUUACACCCUCGACCAACGAUAACAAGAAAUCGAUUUUUCUCAGAAAGGCCGCAGCCACGGAUGCUCAUCCGAAACCGAUAGAAACAAAAAACACUACCGGCUUCCGGAUAUUGCCGUCAGAUAAUAAUUCUUUCAAAUUCAACUUCAGCGACCCUCAAGUGUAAAUUUAUUACGAAACAUAAUUAGGUGUAAGCAUUUUUCAACAUGUAUAAUAAACCGUAUUUAUAUUCUGUACACUAUGCCUCAUUUCCAUUUGUUCAACAUUCCGAAUCGCAU